Photinus pyralis (common eastern firefly) is the source of this 2715-nucleotide messenger RNA. RefSeq lists its product as uncharacterized. The record is from RefSeq and is a predicted model, not a curated record. The coding region runs from base 158 to 2251 and encodes 697 amino acids. Lineage: Eukaryota; Metazoa; Arthropoda; Insecta; Coleoptera; Lampyridae. The transcript has 11 exons.
UCCUAUUAGAACCGCGGAAGGCCUGUCGAAGACAUUGAGGACGUGCAGAACGUCGGCCGCAAUAGUGAACUUGUUUCUUAGCAGUUAGAAGUGACUUUAGUGUUGUGUGGUGAUUGCAACGAUCCUUUAGGAAAUUCUUUUUUUUAAUUCCAGAAAUAUGGAUCACCAUCGAUUUAUCAGAAUUUUAAUCCUAGUCGUAAUAAAUAUAUAUGGAAUUUUAGGAAGAAUAGCAUUUGAAAAACUAACGGACUAUGACUACAAAGGAAAUACCUAUUAUACCGUCAAAAACCUUUCAUUGUAUGAAUGUCAGGGAUGGUGUCGUGAAGAAGCCGAUUGUCAAGCGGCCGCAUUCAGCUUUGUGGUCAAUCCUUUAGCGCCAAUGCAAGAUACGGUUUGUCAAUUGCAAAACGAAACCUCGGCCAAUAACCCUAUCGAAGCACCGCAAAGAUCAGUGAAUAUGUAUUACAUGACAAAGAUACAGAUACGAUCAGAAAACGUAUGCCUUAGACCGUGGUCAUUUGAAAGAAUUCCUAACAAGAUGAUAAGAGGCCUCGACAAUGCACUUAUCUACACAUCCUCCAAGGAAGCCUGUCUAGCUGCAUGCUUAAAUGAGCACCGAUUUACUUGCCGAUCUUUGGAAUAUAACUAUGCAUCCCUCGAAUGUCACUUGAGCGAUUCAGACAGGCGAACAACCGGCCAGUUUGUGCAGUUCAUCGAUGUCCAGGGCGUUGAUUACUUUGAAAACCUAUGUUUGAAGGGAAACCAAGCUUGUAAAGGGAACCGUAUCUACCAAAUUCCAAGAAUUGGCGUCGCAGAUGAUAAGGUGUCACAAUAUGCGGGACUGCACUACUACACCGACAAAGAACUUCAAGUAACGAGCGAGGCCGCUUGUAGGCUGGCAUGCGAAAUUGAAAACGAAUUUUUAUGCCGAUCCUUUUUAUAUAGAGGUGCCCCAAUAGGCUCGCAAUAUAAUUGUCAAUUGUUCCACUUGGACCAUAAAACCCUACCCGAUGGGCCCAGUACGUAUUUGAACGCAGAACGUCCGCUUCUAGAUGAUGGCGAACGUAUAGGAACUUAUUACGAAAACGUCUGCGAAAAACUAUCCUCACAAACAGGACAAACGUCAGAUAAUAAUCUUCCAAUUGUAUUCGAAGCUACUGAAGAUCCCAAUCUCAAUAACUUAACAAGAAACGAUAUUAACUGCGAUAAGACCGGAACAUGUUACGAUGUGUCGGUUAACUGCAAGGAUACAAGGAUAGCUGUACAAGUCAGGACAAACAAGCCUUUCAACGGAAGAAUUUAUGCGUUAGGAAGAUCUGAAACGUGCAACGUCGACGUUCUUAACAGCGAUCUCUUUAGGCUAGAUCUUACGAUGACUGGUCAAGACUGCAACACUCAAUCAGUUACUGGAGUUUAUAGUAAUACCGUCGUUUUACAACAUCAUAGCGUGGUGAUGACGAAGGCUGAUAAAAUAUACAAAGUGAAAUGCACCUACGACAUGUCGUCUAAGAAUAUUACCUUUGGAAUGAUGCCUAUCAGAGAUCCAGAGAUGAUUAGUAUUACAUCGGCUCCCGAAGCGCCACCCCCAAGAAUUCGUAUAUUGGAUAGCAGAUCCAGGGAAGUGGAAACUGUACGAAUUGGAGAUAAAUUGACGUUUAGAAUCGAGAUUCCCGAAGACACACCAUACGGUAUUUUCGCUCGAAGCUGUGUCGCCAUGGCUAAGGAUUCAAAAAGUACGUUCCAAAUUAUUGAUGAUGAAGGUUGUCCUGUCGAUCCAAGUAUUUUCCCUGGCUUCACUCCUGAUGGAAACUCGUUGCAGUCGGUUUACGAAGCCUUCAGAUUCACAGAGUCGUAUGGUGUGAUAUUCCAAUGCAACGUGAAAUAUUGCUUGGGGCCGUGUGAACCGGCUGUCUGCGAAUGGGGACGUGACUCUGUUGAAUCAUGGGGCAGACGGAAGAGGUCGGUGAAAAACAAUGGAACAGAAGAAGAGAAGGAAGAAGACAUGACCCUUAGUCAAGAAAUAUUAGUGCUCGAUUUUGGUGACGAUAAACAAGCUGAGUUUUUGAAAAAUGAACUGUCAAGUACCGAAUUUGGUAAAGAUAAAACAGUAACAAUAAUUGAACCUUGCCCAACGAAAACGUCAGUAUUAGCUUUAGGGGUCACCUGUGCCUUGUUAGUUUUAUUGUACCUUACCACUAUUUUCUGUUAUUAUAUGAAGAAAUGGUUAAGUCCUAGUAAACAUCUGGCUUAGUUAAUGAAUAUCGAGUGAUAAGUUGGUGCUUAUACAUAAUUGAUAAAAUUAAAUGUUUGCAUUAGAACUGAUGUAAACUCACUACAGAUAUUUGAUCUUUCUGUUGAGUUAGCGUUUAUGUAACUUAUGUGAUAUGUUAACUUGAGAAGAGAUUUCAAAUGAUUGGGAACCUUAAACUUAGCAUAAGUUUUUCGGGUUGGCGGCGGACUUCGGUGAUAGAACUGCUUUCCUUCUAAUUUGUAAUUAUUUUGCCAACGCAAUUGUAAUAGUGGAACUAUAAUAGUUGUGAUGGUGAGACAAAGUCAUUCCUAUAGCUUUACAUCUAUUUAUUUUUAAUUUUAAUGUUUACAAUGUACAUAUUUGAAAAUUAAGUUAUGUUUUGUAUACCUACUAAAAUAUUUUUUAAACUAGUUUUAAUAGAAUAAUUUGGAAUACUCAUUUUAAUAAUAAAACUUUUACGAAUA